This is a messenger RNA of Notothenia coriiceps (black rockcod), 1131 nucleotides long. Its product is annotated as midasin-like. Gene Ontology annotation, cellular component: nucleus; preribosome, large subunit precursor. The record is from RefSeq and is a predicted model, not a curated record. Gene Ontology annotation, biological process: ribosomal large subunit export from nucleus; ribosomal large subunit assembly. The transcript is spliced from 2 exons. Lineage: Eukaryota; Metazoa; Chordata; Actinopteri; Perciformes; Nototheniidae. The coding region runs from base 83 to 343 and encodes 86 amino acids.
CCCCCCCCCCACAGAGACGGCCCAGCUGCUGGUGAUCGUGUCUGACGGCCGGGGGCUGUUCCUGGAGGGGAAGGAGCGGGUGAUGGCGGCGGUGCGGGCGGCUCGCAGCGCGAACGUGUUCAUCAUCUUCGUGGUGCUCGACAACCCCAACUCAAGGGACUCCAUCCUGGACAUCAAGGUGCCCAUCUUCGGAGGGCCGGGGGAGCUGCCGGAGAUCCGCUCCUACAUGGAGGAGUUCCCUUUCCCCUUCUACGUCAUCCUGCGAGACGUCAACGCUCUGCCGGAGACCCUCAGCGACGCGCUCAGACAGUGGUUCGAACUGGUCACCGCAGCCGAGCAGUAGACCAAUGACAAGCCAUCUUUCACAGGACAGGAAGCAACUGCACAACAAAAAACGACUGACUAAAAAAAAAAAUGACGUGCCACUGUACAUGUGCCUUUAUUUUCUUAUUUUUACUGUAGAUUUGAGAAGAGUUUGAUAGCAACCUUUACUGUCGUGUCUUUGUGAUCAGGGCCAUUUCUUUGUUAUGUAAUGAGGAUUGCUUUAACUUGCACGUCUGAGAUAAAAAUGUGAUUCCCGUUGGUGUGAAACACUUCAGUGAAGAGUCAGUUAAUACCGCCGUCUCCCUUGUACUAUAGACCUGGACUCAUCUGUCUGUGUGGAUGUUCUAGUCAGUGUUAUGAAGGUCAUCUCAUCAUCAUCAUCUUCAGUGUGAGCAGCAACAGAUGGAGAGCUGCUGAUUCCUAACUAUGUAGCAUGUUGGUCAGGAACUGCAUUCAAAGGAAAUGUGCCUUGUAGAGAGGAACGGCAUAGCAUCUUACUAAACGUCUGAAUCAGCUGUCGGGUGAUGGAUCAGAGGUGCAGCCCGGUCAGGAUUUUAAUAAAUGAAUCUGUCUACGCUUUGAAGCACCAGGGCUGCAAUGAAUGCCCGGUUUAAAGACUCAUAUCUGUUGAGCUUCCAUCCAUACUCUGACUCGUGAGGCUCAUCACUAGUAGGUGUUGAUGAAAUGUGCAUAGAAAUGUUAAUUAUCCCCUCUGUGCGUCGUACAUGAACUGACAUGUAAGGACACAUUGGUCGUCUUCAAUCACAUCUGUUCUACAAUGACAAUAAAGCAUUUACCAGGUUGCUC